Messenger RNA from Cornus florida, 2162 nucleotides. RefSeq names its product serine carboxypeptidase-like 2. Gene Ontology annotation, biological process: proteolysis; secondary metabolic process. NCBI's taxonomy places the organism in Eukaryota, Viridiplantae, Streptophyta, Magnoliopsida, Cornales, Cornaceae. Gene Ontology annotation, molecular function: serine-type carboxypeptidase activity; acyltransferase activity, transferring groups other than amino-acyl groups. The record is from RefSeq and is a predicted model, not a curated record. The transcript is spliced from 12 exons. Bases 878 to 1975 code for a protein of 365 amino acids.
AAAAAUGAUAAAAAUUGAAUUUGAUUACUGUACAAUGACUUUUAACUUUGUCACCAUUGAUCAAAACUGUUUAAUAAGUUCUAAACUGUUGAAUUUCCAUAAAAGUUUAUUAAAAAUAACAAAAAUCAAAUAAAUUAAAUUUGUGAAGGUAAUCUUAAAAGAGCGUUUUAAAAAAAAAUAGGAACAAGAUAUAUAAAAGAAAAAAUUAAAUAAAAGAUGAGGCCAUUGAAAAAUUAUAUAUAUAUAUAUAUAUAUAUAUAUAUAUAUCUCAUUAUGCACGUACACCAAAAAUAUAUAUUUAUGGAGAAAAGAGAGAUGAAUAGUUUUGGGGGUGACAGAGAAUUAAAUGAGAGCAAUUUAGUUAUUUCAGGCAUUUGAUAUUUUGGAUUAAAAUAGAUUUAAAAAAUAGGGAUAAAAUUGUCAUUUUGCAUUUUUUUUAACGGAAAAAGAAAUUGGGAUCUGAGUAAAAUGUUUGAGAGUAAUAUUUGGCUAAAUCUAAAAGGAUGUCAGUGAAAUUAACCCUAGAAUUUUAAAGAGAGCGAUGAGGUGAAUUUGAGUUUUUUAUAUUAUGAGUGAAAUAUGAGAGAAUUUAGAGAGAUGGGAGGUGAAUAUGGAUCGCUUAUAUAAUCGGUGAAAUAUGAAUUGAAUAUUGGUAUUCAUAUCUAACCCGUUUACUCCUUUAUAAAUAUGAGUUGAAUAUGAAUAUUCAUAUACAAUUCGUAUUUAAAUUUGGUUCAUCCAUAUUCAUUCAAAUGCGAGCGAAUAUGGGCCGUUUAGUGGACUAGGAAUAAUUUGUCAAUGAAAUGAUAAGAAAAACUUGAACUCACAAAUCAUGGCUAGUCUAAUGAGCACGAGAUUCCUACCAUCAUAGGGUGUAAUGGGAUCAGAAGUACAUAAUCUCAGCAGAAUGGGCAUGAAUGUUCAGGCAGCCAGUAUAAUCUUCUUGGAUUUGCCUGUUGGCACUGGAUUCUCCUAUGCAAGGACUUCGCGUGCUUCUCAUUCAGUGGACAUUCAGUCAUGUGACCAAGCUGUCCAGUUUCUUAGAAAGUGGCUGAUUGAUCAUCCAGAAUUUAUCUCGAACCCAGUCUACGUGGGUGGAGACUCAUACUCUGGACUUACUGUUCCAGUUAUCGUUCAAAUGAUGUCAAAUGGAAAUGAAGCCGGUAUUGAACCAUCGAUUAAUCUCAAGGGAUACUUACUUGGCAAUCCGAUAACAUUACCAGCUUCUGAAAGCAAUUACCAAAUCCCAUUUGCUCAUGGGAUGGCACUUAUUUCAGAUGAACUCUAUGAGUCAUUGAAGAGAAGUUGUAGAGGAGAGUAUCAAUAUCCGAACAUAGAUCCUACCAAUUCUCUGUGUUUGAAGGAUCUUCAGGCUUUCGAUCAGAGUAUUAGUGGAAUUCAGAAUGCACAUGUUCUAGAAAAGUUGUGCGGUUUCGCCUCUCCAAAACCACAUGAAUUGUUUGGCAAAAGAUUGCUAAACGAGAAAUCCAGAGAGCUCUCUGUUCCUGAACCAUCAUCACUCUCUGCAUUUAGUUGUCGCAUUGAUGGAUAUCUGCUUUCUUAUUACUGGAUUAGCGACGAUAGAGUCCAAGAAGCACUUCAUAUAAGAAAGGGAAGUAUAGGGAACUGGAUAAGAUGCGACCAUGGAUUGUCUUAUACACCCACAAUCAAGGACAGUUUCCAUUACCAUGUAAACCUCAGCACUAAAGGUUACCGGUCUCUCAUAUACAGUGGUGACCAUGACAUGAUAGUGCCAUUUUUGUCAACUCAAGCAUGGAUAAGAUCUUUAAAUUACUCCAUUGUUGAUGACUGGCAUUCCUGGAUUGUCGAAGGCCAAGUUGCCGGUUAUACAAGGACUUACUCCAAUGGGAUGACAUUUGUGACAGUGAAGGGAGGAGGGCACACAGCUCCAGAGUACAGGCCCAAAGAAUGUUCAGUUAUGUUCAAAAGGUGGAUAGUUCAGGAACCUUUGUAAUGAAUCUGAAGCUCCAAAAUUCUGAUAUCACAUAUGGUCUCCUUGUUAUAUUAUCAUAUAUUUGCUUAUUUUAAUUUUAAAUAAUGGUGAAAUUGUGCGUCUAUAAGCACUAGCCUGCAAUUUUAACUUGUACCAGAACUAGAAGUUACAUUAAACUUUAUACAAUAAGUUUUUUAGUCUUUUCGAA